Molecule: messenger RNA, 1032 nt
Organism: Lathyrus oleraceus (garden pea)
Lineage: Eukaryota; Viridiplantae; Streptophyta; Magnoliopsida; Fabales; Fabaceae
Exons: 6
Coding region: 208-825 (205 amino acids)
Biological process (GO): box C/D snoRNP assembly
Molecular function (GO): box C/D methylation guide snoRNP complex binding
Source: RefSeq, a predicted model, not a curated record
UUUCUCUAUUUCUUUGUACAUACAUUACCUAUUCGAAUCCGGUUAUUUGAAACCGGUUCCAAUUGAUCGGUCCAGAAUCCGGUUCAAUCAUCCGGCCUAACCCGGUUUAAAAGCAUUGGCCAAAACUACAAAACUCAACAGCAGCCGCUUUGCGCCCUUCACAUCAGAAAGACGAAGUUGGAGCAAAGAAAGAGUAAGAAAGUUGAUAUGGCAGAUAGGAGCAAAGAUCUUCUUCAAUUCGAACACAAGAAAUCCUCUCUUUCUUCUCUAGAAACCGCUCUUCUUGUUUGUGAUAAUAACAGUAACAAAAAAGAAUCAAACACCAGAAUCCCCACUCAUGGAACACCCCUAACAGCUCCACUUCCUCCCAGCCAACUUUUAGGAAAGGUUAAAGAUUUCCUAGGAGUGAUGUCAGAAGCAAAUAAGAAACUGGAAAAUGAUGCUAAGGACCAUCCGGAGAAAUAUGAUAUCGAAGAACUAGCUGGAAAUGAAUCUGAAGUUAUUGAAAUGGAUUUGAUGCUUGGUGUUGCUGAUCUUCAUACGCCUGAGGCUGUGGCUGCUGCAGAGUCAGCUAUUUCGAGUUGUCAGCCCGUGAUUUCUUUGCCUGGUGAUGGUAGCGAAAUAGAUUCAGAAGAAGAAAGCAGUGAUGAUGACGAUGAUGGUAAAACUGAUAGAAAUCUUGAUGGCUUUGAUUGUGGAAACGAUGGUAAAAAGUCUUCAUCAUCCCUGGAUCAAAAACCUGUUUCUGUUAAAGAUGAUAUUCCUGAUAAACAGAAUGGAAACCGUCGUUCCAAAAAACGACCCGCUAUUGUCGAGCUAUCAUGAGGCAAAACUAGUUGGAAAUUAUUGAAUUGGACUGCUUUUUCAUCACUCAGUGUUAGAAAAGAAAAGGGCCUCUCUUUUGUCUAUGAAAACUUGUUGAACAAGGAAGGGUGUACACUUUUACUUUUAAAUAUCUGUUUGUUAACCCCUUGAGAACUAAUUGUAAGAAAAAAUUUCUUUACGAAGUGAUCCUGCUAUGGUUAGUCUUAA